CCCCAGAGCGCUCCCUCAGGCUGGGCUGCGUUUCCAACCUUCCUGGCCUGGAGUUUCCAGCAGGGGCAGCUCCUUGCACCACCCAGCCCUUCAGGACCCUCCAGGAUCUGCUGGCCCUGCCAUUUCCCUGAGCACGUUUCCAUCCCUGUCCCUGAGCGAGGUCCCAGGGAGGGUGCUGUGGGAGACAUGACAGAAAGAGCCCUGGCCGGCUGGUGGGUAUCGCGUCCCCCUCAGUGUCAUCCCCUUCAGUGUCGGCUACACUGCCCCGCACAUCCGGGAACCCAGGGGAAGGAGUGACGAGGGUCCCCUCCCCACUCUGACCCUGAGACCCUGGAAGGAAGUGGACUGUGGGGGCAGAGCGUGCCAGGCUGGGCCCAGCUCCUGCAGACUCUGCGUGGACCACGGCGCUGCGGGCGCUGCUGCGGUGGGAAGUACACUCGCUUGUCCUGUCUCACACUCUGUGCCUGCGGGGCUCCCAGGGGACUCGCACUUCCCCAGCCUCCUGCUUUUGUAUCCAGCCCCCGCACUGUAAAAUGUAGUUUAAUGUUUCCAGCCAAGGUUCAAAAGUGAUCAAAGAAAUGCAGCAAACCUACUUCUGACUCCCUGAAAACAUUCUUGGAUUUGCUGUCAUCUGUUUUCUAAAAAGUUUCUAAAAGUUUGAGAGGUGAGGUGCUGCGUUCUUUGUGUAAAAGCUGUGACACAGCAGGGGUCUGCCCCAUUUGGGAGGAUUCACAGAUUCCUGGCAAAUCAGCAGUCUGGUCUGCCGUUGUCACCUGCUGAGAGGGGAUGGUCUACAGUCCCUUAGUUUCUGCUUUCUGGCAGAAUGUCUUCUUCACCUGAAGAAAAAUAGUUCCAGCUGGGUGUGGUGGUGCACACCUGUAAUCCCAGUACUUGUAGGCUGAGGUAGGAGGAUCGCCAUGAGUUGCAGGCCAGCCUGGGCCACUUAGCAAGUCCAUCUCUCAAAAACCCCCGGAAAAAAAGAAAAGUAGUUCCCAUUUGUGUUGUUUACCUUUUGUUUUGUAGACCAGGGAUUGAACCUGGGGGCUGUUACUCCCAAACUACCCCCAAUCCUUUUUACACUUUGAGAUAGGCUAAACUCAUACUUGGAAUCCUCCUGCCUCCUUGGCUUUUCCAAUCAGCUAGUAUCGCAGGAAUAACAUUCACAAGGGAUGGCCGCUACAUGGCGUUAGCUGAGCGGCGAGACUGCAAGGACUACGUGAGCAUCUUUGUGUGCAGUGAUUGGCAGCUCCUGCGGCACUUCGACACCGACACGCAGGACCUGGCCGGCCUGGAGUGGGCCCCCAACAGCUGUGUACUGGCGGCAUGGGACGCCUGCCUGGAGUACAAGAUGCUGCUGUACUCUCUGGAUGGCCGCCUGCUCUCCGUGUACUGCGCCUACGAGUGGUCCCUGGGCAUCAAGUCUGUGGCCUGGAGCCCCAGCAGCCAGUUCCUGGCAGUCGGGAGCUAUGACGGAAAGGUGCGGCUCCUGAACCAUGUGACCUGGAAGAUGAUCACGGAGUUUGGGCAUCCUGCAGCCAUUCACAGCCCCAAGACAGUUGUGUACAAGGAAACAGAGAAGACCCCGUUGCUGGCCCUGGGCCACCUGCCCUUCCCACCGUCCCGAGCAGGCACCCGUCCUCUCACCACUGCAGAGAGCAGAUAUGAGGUCGCCUCUGUGCCCAUCACCCUGCAGACCCUGAAGCCAGCCACUGACAGGGCCAACCCCAGGAUGGGCGUAGGGAUGAUGGCCUUCAGUGCUGACAGCUACUUCCUGGCAACAAGGAACGACAAUGUUCCCAAUGCUGUUUGGGUCUGGGACAUUCAGAAGCUGAGGCUCUUUGUGGUGCUCGAACAGCUGUCCCCGGUGCGCUCCUUCCAGUGGGACCCACAGCAGCCACGGCUGGCCAUCUGCACAGGGGGCGGCAAGGUCUACCUGUGGUCACCGGCUGGCUGUGUGUCAGUGCAGGUGCCCGGGGAAGGUGAGUGCAUCCGUGCAGGUAUGUACUACACACACACACCCGGGGAAGGUGAGUGCAUCCAUGCAGGAAUGUGUGUACACACACACACACCCACACACACCCCACACACGGAAGCCAGGGCCCAGCUCCAGGUGGCAUUGGGCUCCACCCAGCUGUGCCCCUGGGUCACCAGUCCCCCACCUCAUCAUGCAGGCUGCCUUCCCAGGGGACCCCAGCCCCUCUGCCCUGACCCUCUGGCCACCUCUCCCCAGGUGAUUUCCCAGUGCUUUCUCUUUGCUGGCAUCCAAGCGGAGACUCCUUGGCCCUCCUCAGUAAGGAUCACUUCUGCCUCUGUUUCCUGGAGACCAAGGAGGGUAUCGGGGCAGCUGUAGGACAGUGGGAUGGCCACGCUUAGGACUUGUGAGGCUGCCAAGGCACAGCACCCGGCACACCCCCGACAUCGGGAAGGCACCUGCAGCCACCUUGGGACAGAUUCUCUAUUGGAUUCUAUUUUUCUAUUUAGCCAAUUUUGUAAAUAUGUAUGGUAGUAAGCUGUAAUUUUCAUUAAAAUAAAUUGUUGCUAAUUUAUAAAAUGUUGACAGCCUCAAGAUCUGAAAUGACCAGCCUACCUCCUGGUCAACAGUGACCAUCCAUCCUCACUGGACAUUCAGGAAGGGUGGUAGCUUUCUGUG
Messenger RNA from Fukomys damarensis (Damara mole-rat), 2650 nucleotides. RefSeq names its product WD repeat containing, antisense to TP73 (gene Wrap73). The record is from RefSeq and is a predicted model, not a curated record. Gene Ontology annotation, cellular component: mitotic spindle; MWP complex; microtubule organizing center. NCBI's taxonomy places the organism in Eukaryota, Metazoa, Chordata, Mammalia, Rodentia, Bathyergidae. Bases 1181 to 2350 code for a protein of 389 amino acids. Gene Ontology annotation, biological process: mitotic sister chromatid segregation; microtubule anchoring at mitotic spindle pole body; protein localization to mitotic spindle pole body. The transcript is spliced from 8 exons. Gene Ontology annotation, molecular function: protein binding.